CUUUAUAUUAUAAUUUUUAUGACUGAAAAGAAAACUACAGCUGAUUAUAAUCGUUUACAGAACAGAAACAAUCAAUUUAAAAAAUGUUCUGAAUGUCUAAAUAAUACUAUCUCCAAAAAUCCAAUUGCAAACAUCUUCUUAAAAAUGGAAUAAGCGUAAUCCUAUUUUUCAUUCCUAGAUUAUGUUCCAGUUGCAUCAACACCAACCUUUAUGUUUUACCCAAAACAUAAGAAUUUUCAGGAGCAGAGACAUUCCCGUUUACUAUAUAUAGAAAAAUAUUGUGCAAAAUACAUAAAUACGAAUAAAGAUUGAAGUGUUAAGAAUGCUCUAUUUAUUUAAAUGAAAAAAAUUAUGCCAAGUGUCCUUUUUGCGAGUUCAGCAUAUUCAAAAGAAAUUUGAAAAAAUGGAGUAUGUAAUUUGUCUUGUCUUAUAAUAAUAUAGCUUGUACCCAAUUCACAAAUGUGAAGUUUGUAAUCAUUAUUAAUGUCUAAAAUGCUAGUCAGUUCCUGGAAUCAUGGGUAAUGAUGCUAUUGAAUGCUACACCUGUUCAGAGAGGAAGCAAGAUUAGUAUUAUCACGUAAAACACGCAAUCAAAUAAAUGAACACUUUUAAAGGCAUACAAUUUCUAAUCACUAUCUUAUGUGUUGCCAUUUUCACUCCCAUCUAGAUCAUGGGCAAAACUACUUCUAUUACAAAGCAAAUCAUCGACUGGUAACCCUUAUCAUAAGUCACUCCCCGUCAAUACUUGUUUAAACUAGCCUAUACUGUUAUCGUUGGACCUUUCUUGUGGUUAUGGAUAUAUCUUAGAUACUUUUUUAUUUUGUUUUGGGAAAGCUACUCCGACAACGUUCGACUGUUAUAUCGGUAAAUGAUCCCUUAACCUUGAUUGCUAUUCAU
Messenger RNA from Paramecium octaurelia, 897 nucleotides. The record is from the annotation of a GenBank genome assembly. NCBI's taxonomy places the organism in Eukaryota, Ciliophora, Oligohymenophorea, Peniculida, Parameciidae.